AUGGCGGCGGACGUGUCCGUUACUCCCCGGCCCCUGCCGAGCCCGGGGGCCGAGGCCGGGGACGGCGGGGAGCGCCGGCCGCCCGAGGAGGAGCUGCCGCCGCUGGAGCCCGACGAGGUGCGGAGCCGCCUGGAACGGACCGCCCAGCAGUUCCGCAACCGCCGCAAGAUCCUCAUCCGGGGCCUCCCAGGGGACGUGACCAACCAGGAAGUUCAUGAACUUUUGAGUGACUAUGAGCUGAAGUACUGCUUUGUGGACAAGUACAAAGGAACGGCGUUCGUGACCCUGCUGAACGGGGAGCAGGCCGAGUCGGCCAUUCGCACGUUUCACCAGAGCCGGUUGCGGGAGAAGGAGCUGUCGGUGCAGCUGCAGCCCACGGACGCCCUCCUGUGCGUGGCCAACCUGCCCCGGGCCCUGAGCCAGCGAGAGUUUGAGGAGCUGGUGCGGCCGUUCGGCAGCCUGGAGCGCUGCUUCCUGGUGUACAGCGCCCAGACGGGCCACUCCAAGGGCUACGGCUUCGCCGAGUACAUGAAGAAGGACUCGGCCGCCCGGGCCAAGUCGGAUCUCCUCGGGAAACCGCUGGGGCCGCGGACGCUGUACGUGCACUGGACUGAUGCCGGGCAGCUGACUGCUGAACGGCUGCACUCGCGCUGCCUGUGUGUGGACCGGCUGCCCCCUGGGUACAGCGACGCGGAGGAGCUGGCUCGAGCCUGCAGUGUCCCUCAACCCCCCACCUUCUGCCAGUUGGCGUAUGGGCAGGAUGGGCAGCUGAAGGGGUUCGCGGUCCUGGAGUACGAGACGGCCGAGAUGGCAGAGGCGGCGCAGCAGCAGGUGGACGGGAUGGCCCUGGCUGGCCACCACGUGCGGGUAUCCUUCUGCGCCCCCGGCCCGCCCGGCCGCAGCAUGUUGGCCGCGCUCAUCGCCGCCCAGGCCACGGCCCAGAACCGGGGGAAGGGGCUGCUGCCGGAGCCCAACAUCCUGCAGCUCCUCAACAGCCUAGGACCUCCGGCCUCGCUCCAGCUGCUGCUGAAUCCACUGCUGCAUGGCACUGUCGGGGGAAAGCAGGGCCUCCUGGGAGCCCCCCCCACCCUGCCGCUGCUGACCGGCCCAGCCCUGUCCACCACGCUCCUCCAGCUGGCACUACAGAGCCAGGCCCAGGCCCAGGCCCAGCAGAAGCCAGGAAUCCUGGGAGACUCCCCGCUAGGCUCCCUGCAGCCGGGGGCCCUGGGCCUGCCUAAUGCCUCAUCGGGGUCCAGCCAGCCCGGGGGCGCCCAUCUCGGGGAGUUGCCCGCCGGGGGACCCCAGCCCUCCGAAGUCGGCCCCGGGCGCGGGAAGCCCUCCCCUCUCCUGCCACCCCUCCUGGGCCCAACGGGGGGGGAGCGAGAGGCGGCAGGGCUGGGGGUGCUGGCUAACCAGCUCCCCCCGCCUCCCUCUGCCUUGCUGGGCUCUGUCGUCACCGGCCUGCCGAAGCUGGGGGAGGACAGAUCGCCUGCCUCCGGAGGCUCCUCGCUCCUGGGAGAGCCACCCAAGGACUUCAAGAUCCCCCUGAACCCCUACCUGAACCUGCACAGCCUGCUACCUGCUGGCAGUCUCUCCGGCGCCAGCGGGAGCUCCGGCAAACCUUUUAACCUGAAAUCCGGGGGGUUUGGCAGCAUCCCCAGCCCUCAGCUCCCAAACGAGCUAGGUCUCCCCACGGAUGGCUUCACUUUCGAUUACCAGCCGGAACUGGGGAGACGGGGGUUCCUGCACCACCCUCGGGAAGCUGGGGGGCCAGGCCUGGGGUCGUUUGGAUCCAGCCGGCACAAGAUAUCUCCGGCAUCUGCUGGCUUCGGUGAGCGAAGUGCCGGCGGGGGUGGCCCCCUACCUGCCUUGUACUCUGGCUCCCCCACCUCCUACUUCAGCAGUGGCCUGCAGGCUGGGCUCCAGCAGAGCCAUCUGAACAAGGCUGUGGGCAUGCCACCAGUGGGCUCCGGAGAGGGUCUUUUGGGCCAUGGACCCAGUGGGCACGGCAGCAACCUAAAGACUCCAGUCGCCGGCCAGAAGCGAGGCUCCUCACACCUGCUACCAUCUCCAGAGCCUAGUCCUGAGGGUGGCUACGUGGGCCAGCAUUCACAGGGACUGGGAGGCCACUAUGCCGACUCUUACCUGAAGCGGAAGAGGAUAUUCUAGCGACGCCCAGCCCCCUUCUUCCUCCUCCUCCUCCUCCUCCUUUCUCCUCCCCCUCCCCCCAGCAACACUGCCCUGAUUGAUGCCUUUUGGCUAUGAAUCUAUUUUUUACAGAGUCAAAAAUAGGACUUUGCUUUUUAAAGGAGGGGAGCAGGGGCCUGUCUGGGAGUUCAGACCCUCCUCACCCCAUCUCAAGGGAGGCUGACAGGGAUCUGUCUUGGCCUAGUCAAGCCCUCAUCUCCACUGCAAUUUUAACAGAGCAGACCAGCAGGGUGGGGGUGGUGCGCAGACUCGGUCUCCCUUCUGUCUCUGCCUCCCUUGGGAUGCCAUCUCCUGCCGGCCACCACCCCGCCACGCUCCCGAGGCAAGGCUGGUGGCUACGGAGAAGGAAGUUGAGGAAAUGGCCCAUCCCCAAAAUGCUUCUUUUCCUUUCUCAAGUGAACCUUUUGGGGCUCUUCCUCUUGUAGGUUUUUUGGUUUAUAAAAUUUAGGGGAAGGGUCCUGUCCCCUGGAGGGGGGGAUGGUAUUGAUCGCCACCCCUACAUCCACCCUGAUCUCUUGUCCCCUGGUGCUCUCUUUUUCUGGUCCCUUUCCCCCCUCCCACCCCCAUUCCGGCCUGGAACACGUUGCCCGCUGGCUUCUCUCUCGCCUCGAAGCGGCUCCCCCGGCCCCACCUCCCACACAGUCUGGGAAUGGUAGCAUUUUGAUCCCUCAGUGGUGGGGACUGCUUAAGGGACUUCCCUGCAGCCUCCAAAACAAGGGCUUGGUUCGACAGCCCCCGUGCCUCCCACAGUAGCCAUACCCCGGUUGAAAGGGCCAGAUUGGGGCGGACCACCCCCCGUCGAUUUGCACUGGGUCUUUCCUGGGCAUUUUGGGCUCCUCUGGCCAGUGUGUUUCCCCAGGCCUACGUCACCGUUUCUCUUUACUCAGCUCCUUCCCCCCACUCUCCCUUUUUUCUGCCUUUUUUCUUGCCUUCCCCGGACCCUUUUUUUUUUUUUUUUGCUGGAUUAAAAGUUUUUAAGUAAAACUUGAUUUUAAUGAAA
Molecule: messenger RNA, 3208 nt
Organism: Tachyglossus aculeatus (Australian echidna)
Lineage: Eukaryota; Metazoa; Chordata; Mammalia; Monotremata; Tachyglossidae
Gene: RAVER1
Product: ribonucleoprotein, PTB binding 1
Molecular function (GO): RNA binding
Source: RefSeq, a predicted model, not a curated record